This is a messenger RNA of Colletotrichum siamense, 1140 nucleotides long. RefSeq lists its product as uncharacterized. The transcript has 3 exons. NCBI's taxonomy places the organism in Eukaryota, Fungi, Ascomycota, Sordariomycetes, Glomerellales, Glomerellaceae. The record is from RefSeq and is a predicted model, not a curated record. The coding region runs from base 1 to 1140 and encodes 379 amino acids.
AUGUCUUCCUCAUACUCACAAGGAAGCAAGAAUGCUUCAAAACAAACAGGGAACAAUAGCGGCCAGCAUAUACCGCCUAUGGUCCCUUUGCCUCGGAGGCAGGAUUUAAACCUGGACGACCUGCGCGGUUUUGAGCCCGGACGCCUCGACUUGCGAUGGAUCACACCAUCCCAGAGACUAGACGACCAAUUCUUCACGGAACACUAUGCUUCUGUUGCCUCCAAUAUCAAGUAUCUAGUCAAAAAUCUCUUCAGGUGCGGAGAUCUUCCUCCAGAUGGUUCCGUCUGGGCUGCAACCCGCAAAUAUCAUGGCGAAAAGUUCCAUCUUGAGCGUAUCGUCGGCAUGGUCGCUCGGCCAGACCCAAUGGACCCAACUCCGUGGGAGGACCUCAUGACAAGCAAGGCUAAACGGUUCUGCGUGAUGCGGGCCGUCAUCAUGCUAGUCCUUGAAGAGCAGGUGUUCUCGGAGCUUCUUUUCGGGGCGACCAAGAAACAGUCCGAGCAGCUUCAUGCCCAGGACUCUGACUAUUGUCACGAUGGAGGCAUACGGCGCUCAAGGCUCAGAUCAACACUUGUGGAGAUGAUGCUCGGCCACUCUCACGGCAUGCCGCAAUGUUUUUGGCCGAGUGUUGACAAGGUAGCCAUGAGGCUGUUAACGCUCAUCUUCCCAGUACUGAACUGGGUCAGACGAACAUGGCCACCCGACCAGGACAUGCCCGACAUCAAAACGAUCUACCAGGAGAUACACAACUGUCUGGCGUAUGCCUGUUGGUUCGCAGUGCACAAGCAGCGCGCUUCUUCCGUGCUCGAAUUCACAUGGCUUCACCCGGGCGACCAGUACUGUCCUGACCAGAUCGAACUGUGUCCAGCAGGGCUCCAACGCGCUCUUGCGGCCUCCGCAGACGCCUCCUCAGCCUUGGGAUCAAAUACUCAAAACGCAUCGCCAGCUAGGAUUGCGAGGGUAAUGAUAUGCGUCGUCCCUCGUCUGGACAUUAUCAAGUCAGUUGAGUGCGACGGAGAGGCGGUUGGCCAUACCAUCACUACGCUUGCGGACACUCGUGUGGUCUACUAUCUCGGGUUGAUGGAUCCGGACGCCGACGACGAGGCCCUCUUGCUUUCCGGCGUUUCCUCAAUGAGUUAG